This is a messenger RNA of Fraxinus pennsylvanica, 768 nucleotides long. Lineage: Eukaryota; Viridiplantae; Streptophyta; Magnoliopsida; Lamiales; Oleaceae. The record is from the annotation of a GenBank genome assembly.
AUGGUAAAGCUCAAUGCCCCUCACCGUCCAAUUAUAUCUUAUAGGCCUAUUGGACCAUCAGAUUUAGAGGUUCUUGAGAAAAUUCACGGUGAUCUGUUUCCUAUCAGGUAUGAAUCUGAAUUCUUCCGCAAUGCUGUUUAUGGUCGUGAUAUUGUGUGCUGGGGAGCUGUUGAUUGCAGUCGGCCCAAUGCUCAGAGCAAUGAGCUUAUUGGAUUUGUGACUGCCAGAGUGGUUUCAGCAAAAGAAAGUGAGGUAGAAGAUUUGAUCAGUUUUGACUCGUCAAAACCAGACCAAACACUAAUAUACAUCUUGACGCUGGGAGUUGUAGAAUCUCAUAGAAAUCUUGGAAUAGCUAGUUCACUUAUCCACAAGGUCAUAAAAUAUGCCUCAAGCAUCCCAACUUGCCGUGCUGUUUAUCUGCAUGUGAUUUCAUAUAAUAAUGCAGCCAUCCAUUUGUACCAGAAAAUGUCCUUCCAGUGCAUGCGACGGUUGUACAAUUUUUACUUCAUCAAUGGGCAGCAUUAUGAUUCAUAUUUGUUCAUCUACUAUGUAAAUGGUGGUCGAUCUCCUUGCUCGCCCCUAGAGCUUGUCACGCUUUUGGUAACUUAUGUGAAAAGAGGAUUUAACUUGAUGGUUUCAAAGCUGUGGAAAAAUGAAGACAAGAACAUUUCAAAAUGGCCCACGAGCAAAGAAUCCGGUUACCUUCUCCCAGUGGUUCAAAACAAUAGAGUUCUCACAGCUGAAGGUGCACGGUGUCAACAUCUCUAG